UAAUACAUAGAAGAAAGAGAUAAUAUUUAGUUGAUUGUUAACCGUAUUUAUAAACUCUUCGAAAAUUUCAAACCAUCAGUGUCCGUCUUAUCAAAACAUUGUGCGUUCUUCCGCUUCUGAUAAGCCAGCUCCAGUAUUUAUUGUUUUUGCUCCACCAGAAGAGUGAAAAUUUUGUUUUUAAAGCGGAAUAAUUGGGCAGGAUGAGAGCCACGAUGAGGAAAGAAAUAUGGAUGCUACUAAUACUGAUGCUAGUGGAACGAACAGUACAGACCUCUGUCGGACCAGGUGACUUAUCCAAAUGUUCUUAUGGAGAAAGAGGCUCUCUCACAUCGACGUGUGUCAACGCCUAUCCAGCCUAUUUUAGAAGUACUCCAUAUAGGUUUGAUCAGCUGGAUGAAACUGUCAAAUGCGAACACUGUACCUUAACCGUAAUAGAUUCUGGAACUUUCGAUAUUUCCGGCAACCAGAUAAAGAACCUUUGGUUGAAUAACAGCAAAAUAGAAAAGAUCAAUCCUAAAGGUUUUGUUGGCUUGAUCUUCUUAGAACGUCUCAUUAUCAGCUACAACAGUGUUAGAUCAAUUUAUCCAGGAACAUUUACUGGAGUAAAGAAAAUAAAAACCAUUGAUCUAUCUCACAAUCAGCUAGAUAUACUGUCAGAUGAUGGGUUCCUGGAACUAGUUAAUCUUGAAGAGUUGAACAUGGAAGCUAAUAACAUAAAAACUAUCGCUGGGAAAGCAUUUAAUGGACUUACUAAUAUUAAGAUCCUGAAUCUUAAAAAUAAUCAAAUAUCGGAUGUUAAAGGUGUUUUUACCAAUAUGACAGCUUUGAGUAUUCUGAACUUAGAAGGCAACCACAUACAAACGUUGGGUGGUGACGAGUUCCUUAACCUAACUGGACUAUUAGAGUUGAAUUUAGCACACAAUAACCUUAGAAGCCCUGUGAUUGAACUACAACCAACUAACCUUUUAAAGAAUCUUUAUUUGCAGAACAAUUUGAUCGAUAAAAUUCAAGCUAAGUUCCUCAAGGGAUUACACAAUUUAGAAAAUCUAGAUUUGAGUAACAAUCAAGUUGUGAACAUUAAUACAAAAACGUGGGCAGAUCUGUAUAAUUUGCGUCAUCUAAACUUGUUCAACAACAGAAUUACAUCCAUGCAGACAGGAACUUUUACAGGCUUGCCCCAACUAGAAUUGCUGAACUGUUCCCACAAUGAAAUUAACGAAAUUACAAUUACUGGUGUAUUCUCUCUGCAUAGCUUACACGCUCUAGACCUUUCUUACAACAAACUUACUGAUUUUGACUACGUAGGGCUUAUUGAUAGGCUUCCCAGGCUCUCUUACCUAAAAUUAGAGGACAAUAAGUUGCCUUGUGCGUUAGAAGAUGAGAUGGAAAGAUAUUUCGAAGAAGACAACUUCAAAUACGUACUCUACGAUGCUGCCAUAGGCGCCUUCAAGUGUGUGGAUACACCUAUCAAGAGUUCUCUGAAGGUGGUCAAUGAAGCAGUCGGUUCUACGCAACCAGUACCACCUAGAGUUACUGGUGCAGAAGUUACCAUCAUUGUACUCAUGUGUGUAGUGUUCGUUUGUAUUGGGUUCUUGUUUUAUAUGCAGUACCGUACGUACCAGGAGAUCAACAGUAAAGGACCAACCAGGGCGAUAUCUUCAGCAGGUUUAGUGUCUUCGGAAAUUAUCGAAAAUGGUGAAGAUAAUAAUUAUUUGCAAGAAUAAAUUGGACUUAACGAUUGACAAUGUUUAUAGAUAUCUGUUGUUGAAAACAAAUAUGUGAUAAAUGAGAUGUUUGUGUAAAUGAGACAAAUAAGAUUAUUUUUAGUACA
This is a messenger RNA of Diabrotica virgifera virgifera (western corn rootworm), 1831 nucleotides long. Its product is annotated as toll-like receptor 6. The transcript has 2 exons. The coding region runs from base 201 to 1724 and encodes 507 amino acids. The record is from RefSeq and is a predicted model, not a curated record. Gene Ontology annotation, cellular component: extracellular matrix. Gene Ontology annotation, molecular function: protein binding. Lineage: Eukaryota; Metazoa; Arthropoda; Insecta; Coleoptera; Chrysomelidae.